AUGGCUAUCGCUUUGAACUCUUUACCUCUCGAAAUUCUCGACCAGAUAUGUAGAUCCCUCCCUCGCCACCGGGAUGUGAGCAAUUUUCGACUUGUCUGCCACAGACUGGCUGACGUGGGCCUGCCUGCGUUGCUUCCAAGAUUGACUGUCCAACUCUUCCCUGAGAGUCUCGACCGGCUGUGCGAUGUUGCAUCGGACCCCGUCCUCAAACACCAUGUCUUCAUCAUUGUCUUUGUGAUGGACAUAUUCGAACCCGAAGGCAGCACCUUUGACGAAUGGCAGGACAAAUUAGCCGAGAUGGCUGAGUAUCAUCCCAGCGUUGAUCUCGAAAUGCUCGAAGAUGAGGAAGAGAUGCGAAGUAGCUGGGAGGGCCUUAGACUUCUGCUUUCCAGGCAGGAAGAGGCUUUCAGAACUCUCGAGUCUCCACGGGUGCAGGAUGCUUUGCAGCAAUUCAGAAACCUGAACUAUCUUGAGGUGCGAUAUUCCAAACCCCGGGAUGGCACACCCCGCGACGAGACGUACAUGAAUAUCUUCAAGAACCAUCCCUACAUUCACAAGGAAAGGCAGCCAUUUUACCCAUCGUCUACAGAAUCAAUGUAUACCGGCUGUCCGGGGAUCAAGCCACUCCGGUCGCUAUUACGCGGUAUAGGGAAACCGGGGCUUAGAACCCUCAGGGUAGCAGCGCUCGACGCUCAAUUUUUCAAUGGUAAUGUUACCGCUGAGGCAGCUGAGUUUGACUCUCUUUUGGACAGACUGCGAGAUCUCAACACCCUUCAACUCACUGUCACUCAUGACCCUGAUACCAUGGAAAGCGCUGAAAGCGGUCUAUCCACAGACCGAUUCAGGACUUUCCUAUCCUCAGCACCUCAUCUGGAAGAUAUAGACGUUCAGUUUGGUGAUACGGAUUUAAUCAACUUCUAUCCAAAACUCGCCAACGUCCUGCCAGGGGAGUUUUCAUGGCCGAACCUACGAAGGCUCCGGCUAUCAGUCGUCGAGAUCAUACCUCCGACCUUCCUAGACUUCCUCCGCCGCCAGCGGAGCCUCGAGACUCUGGAGCUGGACCACUGCCAGCUCCCAGAAGGAAGCACGCACAGCUGGUCGGAUCUCUUCGCGCCCCUCGCCGUUGACUUUGCUCUGAAGAAGCUUGUGCUCUCUGGGACGUUCGGGGUGGAACGACCCACCGGUUGGGAUUACAUCGACAUGCGCGAUGCAGUCAACGACAUGGAGCUCCAGGUGUGUGAGGCCUUGGACAUGGUGGUCUGCUCAAGGGAGUUUGACGCAUUCUUGCACAACUAUGUGGCAAUGCAGGAUGUGGACGUGGGCGUUGUCAAGCAGGGCAUCAUCCGGAGCUUGAUGGACAAUCCACCCGCAAGGGCAGCAGAGAUCACGAUGCGUAUCCCCACAGACUAUGCGCACUAUUUCAAGUCUUUUGCUUUGGUGACGGAUAGCUCCAACUGGGGGAGGGGCGGGAUGUGGGUGUCGGGUUAUGAGAGGAGUCUCAGGCCUGUUAUAGAAGGUCCGGAAGCGCCGCGGUUCUGA
This is a messenger RNA of Clonostachys rhizophaga, 1539 nucleotides long. The record is from the annotation of a GenBank genome assembly. Lineage: Eukaryota; Fungi; Ascomycota; Sordariomycetes; Hypocreales; Bionectriaceae.